AUGACCACACCUGCGAACUGCCAACUGGCCCUGAAAGAGUGGGCGAUCACCGUGAAGGCCCUGGCCGACGGCGACCAGAUCAUGAUGCUGCGCAAAGGUGGCAUCCACGAGGAGAGUAAGGACUUCCGCGUGGUGCAUCCCGAAUUCCUGCUGUACCCAACCUACCUGCAUCAGAAAGAAGACCUGCUGAAGGACAGCCACCAACCCGCGCUGCGGCAAUUGCUGGCCGAUGACCCCGACGACAAGGAUGCCGUGACGUUCACGCACUGGGCCCGCGUCCACGAGCUGGUCGAGAUCGAGCAGCUGGGCAAGGUGGAAGACCUGGCUCCGCACCACAUCUGGACCGAUACCUACGCGCAGUCGCGCCUCCACUGGAAGCCCAUGGUUCCGCUGACCAUCAUGCUGCUGCGGGUGUACGAGAUGGAAGCGCCCACCACGGUGGCCUACAUCCCGGAGUACGGAGGCUGCAAGUCCUGGGUCGACAUCAUCCCCACGGUCCGCCUCGGCAACGCCAAACCGGUGCUGGACGACGCCCGCUUCAACGAGAUGGUGGAAGCCGUGCGCGGCAGCCUGGGCCUGGUGCCGGCGUAG
This is a messenger RNA of Geodia barretti, 591 nucleotides long. The record is from the annotation of a GenBank genome assembly. NCBI's taxonomy places the organism in Eukaryota, Metazoa, Porifera, Demospongiae, Tetractinellida, Geodiidae.